AUGAGUCGAGCCGAUUGGAAAGGACUCGGUCGUCGACGAUUCGAGCCGCUCUGCGCUGGAUGCGGUCAAGUGGAAGGAGCUGGCACUGGGGAGCCCCAGCCCAGAGAUAGGAACAGUAUUCCACGUAAGACCGAACCUGCGCCUUAUGAAGAAAGAUUCCACGAUGAAAUACAGUUCGAAUCCCGCACGCACGCACGCUCAACAACUCAAUGCAAAGCCACUGCGCCACCGACCCGUCAUAUAAUUAAUUUGAUUGUACAACAAUCUGAAGCUUUAAUAAAGAUAAAAAAGUUGAUGUAUUUAGUGUAG
Molecule: messenger RNA, 309 nt
Organism: Parnassius mnemosyne (clouded apollo)
Lineage: Eukaryota; Metazoa; Arthropoda; Insecta; Lepidoptera; Papilionidae
Source: the annotation of a GenBank genome assembly